Hordeum vulgare subsp. vulgare (domesticated barley) is the source of this 826-nucleotide messenger RNA. RefSeq lists its product as uncharacterized. The record is from RefSeq and is a predicted model, not a curated record. Lineage: Eukaryota; Viridiplantae; Streptophyta; Magnoliopsida; Poales; Poaceae. The transcript is spliced from 2 exons. Bases 278 to 529 code for a protein of 83 amino acids.
UAUAAAACAUCCAAGAAUGAUAAUAUAACAACAUGGAAAAUCAAAAAUUAUAGAUACCUUGGAGACGUAUCACGCGGCUGCACGCGUGGAUGUAGUGUGGAGAUGUCGCAUUGUUUCCCAAUGUAACAUCAUAAAUUACCUCACCUACCUUUCUCACCGCUCUCUCUCCUCUUCCCGACUCACGCGUAUGGCAAUGACCACCCGAACGAAAACUGGACGAUCCAAGAAGGCGACAACCACCGCAGCGACUGUAGACCUCCACUGAAGUGCAUCGGCUAUGACGGGCAAGGAGGUCGUGCCACCAUUGGUGGACGUGCCAAUGCAGGAUCAUCCUAACGCCAGGCGGAGGAACUACGGACACUACCAUGAGGAUGCAGGACCAACCCACUUCUGCAAGGUGAUCUUUGCUCCGGAGCUGGAGGCUCUGCCUUUGCCUGUGGACUUCACGAAGCACUUCCCCGCUGUGAGUACAGAGUUCAGUCACGAACACUGGCUGCUCAUGGAGGGUCAUGAUGAAGGUGAUCUAUGACGGGGUCACCCUUGAUCAGGGUUGGGCCACCUCCGUCGCUGUUCACCAGGUUAUGAUCGGGUACAUGUGGCUUUCAAGUUUCUCACCUGAACACCAUGAAGGUGAUUGUCUUCAACAACGCCGGCAUGAAGGUGGUCGCCAAAUGCAAGAAGCACGACGACACCUUCGUGAUGAGCAUGCAAAAAUGAUAUCUAGUUAUGUGAGGUUGUAGGCUUAAAACCAUAUUAUGUGUUGCAGUUUCAUUUCGAACCUAUCGUACUAUAUUAAACGUAUUAUACUAUGUGUUGAGGUUUUUGA